UUUGCGGGGUAGUGAGCACAGUUGCGAGUUGAUACUGCGCUGAGAUGCCCGUGCCCGAUAGAACCGGAUUGAAGAUCGUUGACAUCGAUGUCAAAGACGUAAGGUUUCCUACGUCGCUUGGAGGACACGGAUCUGAUGCUUUGCACACCGAUCCAAAUUACUCGUGUGCUUACGUCACAAUUACAACAGAGAAGGGAAGCAAGGGCUAUGGGUUAACGUUCACCUGUGGACGGGGCACCGAGGUGGUCGUCUACACUAUCAGGUCUCUAAAGAAGUUCAUCCUGGGCAAGAAUGCAGCGGAUAUAUUCGCUGACUUUGCUGGCUUUUGGCGCGCCAUUACAAAUGACUCACAAAUGAGAUGGAUUGGACCAGAGAAGGGUGUAAUUCACUUAGCGGUGGCAGCCAUUUUAAAUGCCCUAUGGGACCUUUGGGCUAGGUUAGAGAAUAAGCCUGUGUGGAGAUUGUUAAUAGACAUGGAACCAGAGGAGCUCGUGUCAACAAUCGAUUUCCGUUACAUAACCGAUGUUAUAACUAAAGAAGAAGCAAUACAAUUGCUUAAAGAUAAGAAGAGUGGCAAACAGGAAAGGGUCAAAUAUUUAGAGGAAAAUGGAUAUCCAGCGUACACUACACAAGUUGGUUGGCUGGGCUACAGCGAUGAAACGGUGAAAGAACUAUGCGAAAAAUAUAUGAAACUUGGCUUCACACAUUUCAAAGUUAAAGUCGGUGUGAACUUAGAAGAGGAUUACAGAAGAUGCAGUCAAGUCCGGACAUAUAUUGGCAAGGAUAAGUUCUUGAUGGUUGAUUCAAACCAAGCUUGGAGUGUUAACGAAGCUAUUGAAUGGAUGAAGAAACUAGCGCCAUUGCAAAUAUUAUGGAUCGAGGAACCAACUUCACCCGACGAUGUUUUGGGGCACGCAACAAUUUCUCAAGCGUUAAGGCCGUACGGUAUCGGUGUGGCAACGGGCGAGAUGUGCGCGAACCGCGUCAUGUUCAAGCAGUUCCUGCAGAGCGGGGGUAUGCAGUUCUGUCAGAUCGACUCCGCGCGCAUCGGCGGCAUUAAUGAAAUACUAGCCGUCUACUUGAUGGCUUACAAAUUCAAUGUGAAAGUGUGUCCGCACGCGGGCGGAGUGGGUCUGUGCGAGAUGGUACAGCACUUGCAGUACUGGGACUACGCGGCGCUGUCCGCUACUAUGGAAGGUCGCCUCAUUGAGUACGUCGACCAACAACACGAACACUUCUACGACCCUACUAACGUACAGAACGCAAGAUAUCUCGCACCUCAAUUACCUGGAUACAGUACGCAAUUCCUGCCAGAAACACUGAAGAAGUACACGUACCCCGCCGGCAGCGAAUGGCAGAGGAUGUUCAAAGAAGGCAUAUUCCCUCCACCUGAUGAAACUGAACUAGCAAAUGUUUGAAUAAACAUGCACUUUUUAUUAUCUAUUUUUGAGUGUUUAUUGAUACUGGAUUCAAACGUAAUAAUGUAAGUAAUAACGCAUUUUUAAUUUUACUGAAG
Molecule: messenger RNA, 1516 nt
Organism: Papilio polytes (common Mormon)
Lineage: Eukaryota; Metazoa; Arthropoda; Insecta; Lepidoptera; Papilionidae
Product: mitochondrial enolase superfamily member 1-like
Exons: 9
Coding region: 45-1418 (457 amino acids)
Biological process (GO): carbohydrate catabolic process; amino acid catabolic process
Molecular function (GO): magnesium ion binding; L-fuconate dehydratase activity
Source: RefSeq, a predicted model, not a curated record